UUCAGUAUGACUCGAGGGGUUAGGACGUAAGUUUGCUUUUCUCGGAUAACCCAUUUCCGAUUGAGUCGCCAAUUUUCCAUUGAACGGGGAGUUAAUUGUGCGUUGGACGGGUGGAUGCGAUAAAACACGGCGACAACAGUUUUGAAUAUCGCGGGUUUGGAUUUUAGUUCGGGUAUUUACGAUUGUCAAAGCCGUCUAUUGGCGGUGCAGAUGUUUUGUGUCUGUUUAAUGUGAUUUUCCAUGUGAUAUGGCGGGAAUAACGAGAAAUUAAAACGUUUUAUGGUCUCAUUCACUUUGGCUAUGGCAGAAACAGUUAAUAUGGGGGAAGUCGAAGAAUUGCAUUCCAAAGAAGAUGGUGCUAUAGUAAAUGGUGAUGUUACUAGUGAUGUAGAUAUGGAAAAUGAAGCUAAUGAGGAGAUUAAAAAAGUGAGUCAAUCUGAGGAAAUGGAAGUGGAUGACCCCAGCUCUGAAACCACAGAGACCAAAGAAGCUAACAGUACACAAGUAGAAAGUAAUGGUAUGGAUGACAGUGUGGAGGAAAUCAAAGAAAUUGAGGACAAGGAAGAAGAAAAUAUUAAUGAUGACGAAGAGAAAGAUGAUGAUGAUGAUGAUGAAAAAGAGGAAGAGGAUGAAGAUAAAGAAGAUGAGGAAGAUGAUAAUAAUCAAUCAGAAAAUAGUGAAAACAAUUGUGACAGUGUAGAUAAUGAUAAUGAUAUUGGGGGUGAAUCAAAUAGUGAUGAAAAGGAAGAAACAGGGGAUAUUGAAAAAGCUAGUGAUAAAAUUAUAAUAGAGGAGAUUUCUGAAAAUAAAUCAGUGGAUGGUGAUGAUGUACAUGAAAUAGAUGAUAAUGAUGAUCAUGACGAAUCAAGUCAGGCUAGUAGUGUUCCCAGUAAAACUGCAUCUGAAAGCAACACUAAUUCUGAAACAAUUGAACUGAAUGACUCUGGUGGUGAAGAUGAUGGUGAUGUGAUGAUAGUAGACGUGCCUAAAGAAAAUGGCACAGACAGUAAAAAGGUUACAGAAGUGAUAGACUUGGAAACUCCUGAGAAAAAGGAAAAACCAAAAGGCAAGGACGUGACACCACGUAGAAGUUCUAGGAAUUUAAAUAAAAGCAAAAGUUAUUGUGAUGAAAGUGAUAAAGAAGAGGAGGUUAAACGUCAACAUUCUUCUGAAGAAUCAGACAUUGAAGAAGUAACACCACAAGAUCCUUUAGCUGUGAGUGAUGCUGUCACUAUAGAAAGAAUUCCUAUGAAGAAAACACCAUCGUCGACAAUUGUCGUAAAAGACACAAAACGUUUAGUAGAAAUUGCGGCAAAAUCUAGCAACACAAGUAGUAAAAAGGAACCCACUCUGGUAAUUAUAGACACCAAUUCAAUUUUGUCAGGGAGAGGGGCAGUUCCAGUUAAUAACAAACCUACCAUAUCUACCUCUGCUUAUACACCAGUGCUUCCAAUGGCUUUGCCUGCACAGGGUAUGUACCCAGCCAACAUGAGAGCAACUAUAACGCCUAUUCCAUCUACAAACAAUGUAUCGAAGUCAAGUCCUGUCUCUUCAAUACCAGCAGUUUCUACACCAUUGUUGCCUACAUUAACAGAUGAUAUGUAUGUGGUGGAAGCACCAUCAUUUAUUGUUCCAUACGUGUAUGAAAAACCUCCUGUCAAAGAUUUCAAGGAGUUUCUCAGCGAUUACAUGAAACUGAUCCAGCAACAAAUCAAGGAAGAGGAAGAGGAGGAACGAAAAAAGAACAAAGCCAAAAAUAGGGAACCCAGUCCUGAACCCACUCCCAAAACAGACAAGUCGAAAAAGAAAAAAGGCGACGACGACACCGAUUACAACAUAGAUGAGGAAAAAGACGUCGACUCUGAAGAGGAAUCCGCCAAAGUAUUGAAAAAAGACCCUAACAAGCCCUCCUCGUAUUUUGACAGCCCCCUAGGUAAAUUCUUCUCCGGCAUCGGCUUCAACCUGGUACAGGAGUACGUGCAAUCCGACCUGCUCAGGCAGCAGAAGCGGAAACGGGACCGCGAGGGCGGCCAGAACAAGGAGACUGAAAAAACCAUUCACUCCUUGAUCAAAAACUUAGAAUUCAGCAAGGAAAACAAUGAACCGUUCAAGAUGCAGUUGCGUAAAUGCGAACUGUGUAAUUUCAAGACUGAAUCGAGUCUCGCCCUCGCCUACCAUCUGGAAACACCCCACAUGAAGAACUUCGUCUAUCGUUGCAACUUCUGCACGUACGAGGUGCGCAGCCCCCACGACAUACUGUUCCACAUGGAGGCCGAACACACGGUGCGGGGCCACCUGGAGCGUGCGCCCGCCUUCCAUCAGUGUUCGAACUGUCCAUUCGAGGACAACCAGAAGGGCAAGCUCUCCAGGCAUUUGGUCGCGUGCACCAAGAAGUUCAAGCCCGAACGAAAUCUCGAGCCGCCGGUCGAUUGGGAACCGCCGGCGAAAAUACCGCGAGUGCCUAAGAUGCGGCAACAGGGUCUCAACGCCACGGCGGCCGCCUACCAAGCGAUGUCGAAGAAUUCACAAUACCAGUUCUUAUCGAAGAUGCAACUGCAGAGUACCCAGCAACCGGCGGUGUUCAACAGAGGCCGCGGCCGACCGCCCACCAUCACCAACACCAAAGUCCCACCCGUGUUACGAUCUCCCGGCAUGGUCUUCAGCAAAUCGAACAUGAGCGGCGGAUCGGUCCUGGUACCAACAAAUUAUCAAGUCAGUGGCAAUCAGGUAUAUCAGGUGGUUGGAGGACAGGAGUUAGGGGGACGACUUGGCAACCCUGGCCAUAUGAGUUUUGUCCCCAAUAUACCCUCCGCCUCUAGCUCCCUCGCAGUCCAGCAACCCAGCACGAAGAAACCAUUACAUCAGCCCAGCAUCUCGAUAACACCCCUGCCCCGUUCAACGACCUCCUCAUCGCUGUCGAAUGCGGCCGGUUCGGGAACGGGCGCCGCCAAACCGGGCGACAACAACUCCAAAAAUUCCUUUGUGAUAUGCGAGAUCUGCGACGGUUACAUUAAAGACCUCGAACAGCUCCGCAACCACAUGCAAUGGAUCCACAAAAUCAAGAUUCAUCCAAAGAUGAUCUACAACAGGCCGCCACUUAAUUGCCAGAAGUGUCAGUUCCGAUUCUUCACGGAUCAGGGUCUCGAAAGGCACUUGCUGGGCUCGCAUGGACUUGUCACAUCAAGCAUGCAAGACGCCGCCAAUAAGAGCAAGGACUCCGGACGAUGUCCAGUGUGUGGAAGGGUGUAUCAGUGGAAGCUAUUGAACCACGUGGCCCGCGACCACAAUAUGACGCUGAAACCCGCUCAUCUGUCGUACAAGUGCACCGUGUGCACGGCCACGUUUGGCAUGUAUAAACAGUUCGAGAAUCACGUAUACUCGGCGCACAGCGUCGUCGCCAAACGAGCCAUGGACAAGAAGAGCGCGUCAGCGUCGCCCUCUUCGUCUGCGGCGUCUGCGGCCAAGGAUCUCAAGCCGUUGAAGAUAAACGACGAGAUCACGAUCAUACCGCAACCGCUGAAGACGAGCAAAGAAGGCAGUCCAAGCACGAGCAAAAAUGAAGAAACGACCCCUGCGAGUUCAACUCGGGCAGAGAGAUUGGCUCGACGCAACGCGAUCGGCGGCGAUGCUUGAGCUGCGUCGUGCGAUGCGAUAAAAUUUUGUAAAGUUGAUGUGUACAGACGUUCUGCGCGUAUAUUUUAAUAUAUUUUUCAAAAUGGCUGGACCAAGUCGUUUCACGAUUGAAUAUGAAGCGCCUGUCUAUAAAUCAUAUUGUUGCAUUAUACUCUCAAAUCUGUAUAAGUACUAUUUAUUUAUAUGUGAAAAUAAGACAUGAUUUUUUAUGGUAUAGGCUAGGCAGAAAUUAAAAAAAAAACAAAUGUUGCACUAUUGUAAAGACUAAAGAAUAGUAUAGAUUAUGUGUUUUCUUUAGUAAUUUUAGAAUUGUUUUCAAAUAAAUAAAUAAAUAAAUUGUGAAUGUAAAUAAGGAUUUAUUUGUUUAUUUGCCAUAUUUAUUUUUAUAUCAGUACCAAUAUCCUUUGUUUAUUAAAAUAUUUCUGGAAAUAAAAGUAGUGCUACUCUUUUCUA
Aethina tumida (small hive beetle) is the source of this 4086-nucleotide messenger RNA. It is a transcript of the gene MEP-1, whose product is annotated as MOG interacting and ectopic P-granules protein 1. NCBI's taxonomy places the organism in Eukaryota, Metazoa, Arthropoda, Insecta, Coleoptera, Nitidulidae. Gene Ontology annotation, cellular component: nucleus. Gene Ontology annotation, biological process: regulation of gene expression. The coding region runs from base 280 to 3633 and encodes 1117 amino acids. The transcript is spliced from 8 exons. The record is from RefSeq and is a predicted model, not a curated record.